Macrobrachium nipponense is the source of this 1835-nucleotide messenger RNA. Its product is annotated as putative phosphatidate phosphatase. NCBI's taxonomy places the organism in Eukaryota, Metazoa, Arthropoda, Malacostraca, Decapoda, Palaemonidae. The transcript is spliced from 7 exons. Gene Ontology annotation, molecular function: phosphatidate phosphatase activity. The record is from RefSeq and is a predicted model, not a curated record. Bases 954 to 1754 code for a protein of 266 amino acids. Gene Ontology annotation, cellular component: plasma membrane. Gene Ontology annotation, biological process: signal transduction; phospholipid dephosphorylation; phospholipid metabolic process.
UCUAAUAGCAGUAACGACUUGGACGAGGCUGGUUCAAAGUCUGAAGUGCCAGAAGAUGGGUGCGUCAAGUAUUAUCGUAACCUGUGUUAUCGUGGUUUUGUUGUUGUAUCACAACAUUGCGUAAUCGACAGAACUCCACUUUCUCGCUUCAGUGUUUUAACUUCUAUUAAAUGUGAAAAUCUUUCCUUUAAUGAUUCACUUUAGCAAUAUCAUAAACUUCCUAAGUUUAGUCACUAGCAAUGAGCCCUGGUUAUCGUACCGUGAAAUAUGAGAGCCACUUCCAAAGAUAAUAGUUUAUGCCUCUUCAUAAGCGGCGCCUGCUAAAGUGUGAACUGGCAACUAUAUUAUUGGAUCCAUUCAGAUUUACAUGGAUUCUAUAUUCAAGUAUUUAUAGUUCUUAAGGCAAUUAAUAUGUUGAAUACUUACAUUUUAACACUCGUAUAUUUAAAUACGAAACGGUCAUACCUAAUGCAAGAAAAGCCAAGGCCAAGAAAUUUAUAGUAACUUGCAACUCGGCUUUAGCUUCUCAUGAUAAUCGCUGUAUGUAACUCAGUCGGGGACUCGGGGUUUGGACAUUCCCUGCAGAGUUCGUCCUGCCGUUGCCAGAUUACUUAUCAACACCUGUUAUAGUUUGUCGGUUUUCAAUCUAUACGAUUAUUAGCGAGAGUUGUUUCGGUGGAAGACAUAACUCGCAUGACAAGCUACAGCCUACAGGCCGUUAUACUUGCGUUAACGUCAUUCCGUUCAUGAUACUAAAGCGUCGAAAGCCAAAGGAUAUUCACGAGUAAACAAUCGCCAUCUACCAACAUGACGAGUGAAAGCAUGGAAGACGAACAAAAGAAAAGGUCCAUGUGGAUACAACGUCACAUUCAGCGGUACAAAGCGAAGCUUGGAUUCUUUCGGAUUGUCUUGGAAAGGAUAAUACAACAUAAUGUGCCGUCUCAGAACAAAAUAUGCAGUGUGAUUCCAAAAAUUUACUCUCAGUGGGAGCUGCCUUAAUUACAACAGUAUGCUACAUACCACCUGACUACACCAGCGUUUCAUGUGAUGAUCCAUCUAUACGAAGGCCUUAUUACCCUGACACAGUUUCUGUUCCAGUACUUCUGUCUGUUGGACUAUUUGGUCCAUUUAUUAUGAUGAUUGUCUUUGAAUGGGCUUUCCCACCAGAGGUCAAAGAGCAGGACUGUUCAUUUCGUAGGUGUCUUCAUAGGUGCUGGUCUUAUGUUGGUGACCUUUUUGUUGGAGGCCUGCUUAUGUUUUUCUUCAAUGAUCUUGCCAAGAUUGCCACUAGUGAACCAAGGCCAUCAUUCUGGAGCUUGUGUGUGCCAAACAUUACUGAAGAACAGUGUCAACAGCCAUAUGUAAGAAUCUCUUGGAAGGACUGCACAAACCCCUUAAAUUUGCCACAGCGAAAGUUAGUGGAUGCAAUGAAGUCCUUCCCAUCUGGUCAUGCAUCUGUGUCAGUUUACUCAGCAAUGUUUGUGAUAGUGUACAUCCAACAGCGCAUCAGUGUGAGAAACAACUAUAGGUAUUUGGCUUCUAUCCUACAAUUAAUGUGGGCAUUGUGGGCUUUUAUUUGUUGCCAGUCAAGAAUAUGGGAUAAUAAACAUCAUUGGUGGGAUGUACUAGCUGGUGCACUUCUUGGAGCAUGUGGAUCAUAUGUAACGCUGAAUUACUUUUCCAAUUGGUUCAACAGAGAACUACCAGAAAAAAUAAAAGCAAUGAAGUCAAGCCAUCAAGAAUCCAAACGAUGAAGCUAGGUAGUUAAAUCUGUGAUGUCUUAACCUUUCAUCCUAAAAAAUAUUUAAGUUUAAUUAUAUUUAAAGCAAUUCAAU